Mauremys mutica (yellowpond turtle) is the source of this 2128-nucleotide messenger RNA. It is a transcript of the gene KLHL31, whose product is annotated as kelch like family member 31. The coding region runs from base 224 to 2128 and encodes 634 amino acids. Gene Ontology annotation, cellular component: nucleus; cytoplasm. NCBI's taxonomy places the organism in Eukaryota, Metazoa, Chordata, Testudines, Geoemydidae. The transcript is spliced from 4 exons. The record is from RefSeq and is a predicted model, not a curated record. Gene Ontology annotation, molecular function: protein binding. Gene Ontology annotation, biological process: negative regulation of protein phosphorylation.
CAGCCCUGAAGGGCUGGCUGGAGGAGUCUAGCCCCAGCCCUGCCCCUUCCACCCAAGACCCUGCCCCCUUCAGGGGGCCCAGAGUGGCCCUUCCCCUACCUUGCCCAGGACUCCGGCUGCCCUGCAUACCGGAACAGACAUUCCUACUGACACCUGGUUGGACAGCUGUAGACAGUGCAUUGCUGAGGAAGCAAGCUCUUGGCUGUGAUAUUCUAUUGCAGUCAUGGCUCCUAAAAAGAAGAAUGUCAAAAAGAACAAAGGCGAUAUCAAUGAGAUGACUAUAAUUGUGGAGGAUGGCCCCCUAAGUAAACUAAAUGGCUUGAAUGGCUUCUUAGACGGAGGGAAUGGCUUCAGCUGUAUUUCAGCUGAGGUUUCUGAUUCUUCUUAUAGCCCAAAUCUCUUGGAAGGGCUAAGCAGAAUGAGGCAGGAAAAUUUUCUUUGUGACUUGAUUAUUGGUACCAAAACCAAAUCCUUCAAUGUUCACAAGGUGGUGAUGGCUUCAUGCAGCGACUACUUUCAUAACAUCUUAAAGAAAGACCCAUCUACUCAAAGAGUGGAUCUCAAUGAUGUAUCUCCAUUGGGCCUAGCCACCGUUAUCACCUAUGCUUACACUGGAAAGCUAACUCUUUCACUCUACACAAUAGGUAGUAUAAUUUCCACAGCAGUCUAUCUUCAGAUUCACACCCUUGUAAAGAUGUGCUCUGAUUUUUUGAUGCAAGAAAUCAAUGUUGAGAACUGUAUGUAUAUUGCCAAUAUUGCAGAGACAUAUGGACUAAAAAACACCAAGGAAGCAGCACAGAAAUUUAUUAGAGACAACUUCAUUGAGUUUUCAGAAACAGACCAGUUCUUAAAACUUACUUUUGAUCAAAUCAAUGAACUCCUUGCAGAUGACGACUUGCAGUUGCCUUCUGAAAUUGCUGCAUUCCAGAUAGCAAUAAAAUGGCUGGAAUUUGACCAAAAAAGAGCAAAGUAUGCUGCAGAUCUCUUGGGCAACAUUCGUUUUGGUACAAUCUCUGCUCAAGAUUUGGUCAAUUAUGUUCAAACUGUACCAAGAAUGAUGCAAGACACAGACUGCCACCGACUUCUAGUGGAUGCCAUGAACUACCACUUGCUUCCAUAUAAUCAGAAUACACUGCAGUCUAGAAGAACAAGGAUUCGUGGAGGUUUCAGAGUCCUAGUUACUGUUGGGGGACGCCCAGCAUUAACAGAAAAGUCCCUUAGCAGAGACAUCUUAUACAGAGAUCCUGAUAAUGGAUGGAAGAAGCUUACUGAAAUGCCUGCUAAAAGUUUUAAUCAGUGUGUGACUGUGAUGGAUGGAUUUCUCUAUGUGGCUGGUGGUGAAGACCAGAAUGAUGCCAGGAACCAGGCCAAGCAUGCUGUCAGCAAUUUCUGCAGAUAUGAUCCUCGUUUCAACACAUGGAUUCACCUGGCCAACAUGAAUCAGAAGCGCACCCAUUUUAGCCUGAAUGUAUUCAAUGGCCUCCUUUUUGCAGUGGGUGGUCGCAACUCUGAAGGGUGUCUAUCCUCAGUUGAAUGCUAUGUGCCUGCAGUUAACCAGUGGCAAAUGAAGGCACCGCUGGAGGUAGCCAGGUGCUGCCAUGCCAGUGCAGUCAUAGAUGGUAGAAUCCUGGUCACAGGAGGUUACAUAAAUAAUGCUUACUCCCGCUCUGUGUGUAUGUAUGACCCCAGCAAUGAUAGCUGGCAGGAUAAGUCCACCCUUAGCACUCCAAGAGGAUGGCACUGUGCUGUUUCCCUUGGGGAGAGGGUCUAUGUUAUGGGUGGGUCCCAACUGGGAGGUCGGGGUGAAAGGAUUGAUGUCCUCCCUGUUGAGUGCUACAAUCCUUAUGCUGGCCAGUGGAGCUAUGCUGCUCCCCUGCCAACUGGAGUGAGUACUGCAGGUGCUUCAACUCUUAAUGGGAAAAUUUACUUGGUGGGUGGCUGGAAUGAAAUAGAAAAGAAAUAUAAGAAGUGCAUUCAGUGCUAUAAUCCGGAUCUUAAUGAAUGGACUGAGGAAGAUGAGUUGCCUGAAGCCACAGUAGGAGUAUCUUGUUGUACCAUUGCCAUGCCCAAUAACAAAACAAGGGAAUCCAGAGCUAGCUCAGUAUCUUCUGUGCCAGUCAGUAUUUAA